AUGAUUUCUCGAGGAAUUCUAAUAUGUAGUCGAACAGUGGUACCGAGAAGAAUAUGCCCAAUUAGUAUGACCCAAUUCAUACGAUAUCAAUCCCAGAAAAAACCACCAUCAAAUUUUAGAGAUAUUGCAGACAUAAAAGAUCAAAAAUUACGAGACAUAAUAGAAGGUACCAAUCUCGGACAAGAAGCUUUGAAGAAGGAACAAGAAGAGAAAUCAGCGAAAGAAAAAGAUAGUCGAGAAGACGAAAUCCGAAAAAAGAACCGAGAUAUUGAGGUGAAGCAACAUCGACUUGAGAAACGAAUGGCAGAGGAUGAGAAAGACGAGUCUACAAUUGAGUUGAAAGAGAUCCAUAAAGCAUUCUCAGAAGAAUCUAAAGCUAAGAGCGAAGAGAAUUUACUGAAAGAGGAUGAACUGGCAAAUCUACGCCUUGGAUCAAGUGAUAGUUCCCGAGUAGUCCAACAGAUCAAUGAAGCAAUUCAAAAAGAAAUAGGAAACCUUCCGUCACAAAUGGAAAAGACCAGAAGCAAAAUGUCCAAGAAAUUAGAAGAAUACCUCGAUUCAAUCCAAGGAACGAUCUUAACCGCGACCAGAGCAUUGAAUGAUGUGACUGGCUAUUCCGCAAUUGAAAAAUUGAAAAAAUCAAUUGAAAAACUUGAAGCAGAAUUAAGAGAAUGCAAAGAACAAGUAAAAGAAUGUAAAAUUGCAUAUACUGACGCCAUUCAAAGGCGAUCUGAUUCGCAACGUGAAGUGAAUGAAUUGUUAACGAGAAAACAUAAUUGGUCCACUAAGGAUUUGGAACGUUUUACUGAACUUUAUAGAAAUGAUCAUGCCAAUGAACGAUUAGAAUCUGAAGCUGAACAGAAUCUUGAGGAUGCUGAACAAAAGGUGGAUGCGGUUCAAUUGAAAUUAACACAACUGAUUUUGACAAGAUAUCAUGAAGAACAGAUUUGGUCGGAUAAGAUUAGAAGAUCGUCAACUUGGGGAACUUGGAUUUUGAUGGGAAUUAACGUAAUGCUUUUUAUGGUGGCUACAUUUUUUGUUGAGCCUUGGAAGAGAAGGAAAUUGGUCAGGGCAUUUGAAGAUAAAGUCAAGGAUUUGUUAGUUACUCAAGAAGAAACUAAGGUAAUUGAACAUUUGUUACAACCAGCUAAAGAUGUGGAAGAACCAAUCUUGCAACCAAUUGAAGAUGUAGUAGAAGGUGUUGUCGGUUCGGUUGAAACAACUCUUGAGAUAGCUUCCCAAGAAGUCGCCAAUUUGGUUGAAUCUCCUAUAUCUGAAGAACCACGUGAAGCAGGGGAUUCCUCCAAAUCAAAGCAAUUUGAACUUAAUUUUAUCAAAUCAACUUGGAAUGACUUUAAACAAGUUGUUACUAGCAAUUAUAAUGCUUUAUCUUCCCCUGAUGUUACAACAUUACAGGUGAAUAAAUUUCAAUUUGAAGUGUUCUUGGUGUCUAUUACGUUUGUUGCAUGUAGUAUUGGAAGUUUGAUAACAUUAUAUUUCAAAUAG
Messenger RNA from Hemisphaericaspora subhashii, 1506 nucleotides. RefSeq names its product She9p (gene SHE9). Bases 1 to 1506 code for a protein of 501 amino acids. Gene Ontology annotation, biological process: inner mitochondrial membrane organization. The transcript has a single exon. Lineage: Eukaryota; Fungi; Ascomycota; Pichiomycetes; Serinales; Debaryomycetaceae. The record is from RefSeq and is a predicted model, not a curated record. Gene Ontology annotation, cellular component: mitochondrial inner membrane.